AGUUCGUCCCACACACUCUCCCGAGCGUUCGGAAGUCCAGGAUGGGUUUGGACUUUGUGAACGGUGGGGGUCCUAUGGACACGAAACCAGUCAACGGAGAGACCAAGGACCUUCUUCAAUGGUUGAACGAUCGUCGUAAAUGCGACUUGGAACUCGCAAAUGGCACCAUGAUGCAGGGUUACUCCUUUGGUGCAAGCACAUCAGUGUCUGGUGAGGUUGUGUUCAACACAGGAAUGGUCGGAUAUCCCGAAUCCCUCACAGAUCCAUCGUAUGCGGGGCAGAUCCUCGUUUUCACGUACCCUUUGGUGGGAAACUAUGGGAUUCCUUCCGAUGAAAAGGACCAGCUUGGAUUGCCCAAAUGGUUCGAGAGCCACAAGAUCCAUUUGAAGGGCGUGGUCAUUUCCGACUAUUCUUAUGAACCAUCGCACUACAGCUGCAUCCGCAGUCUCGGUGAGUGGCUGUCCUCUCAGGGCAUCCCGGGUAUCUAUGGAGUGGAUACCCGUGCCAUCACCAAAGUGAUCCGCGAAAGUGGCUCAAUGCUGGGGAAACUGGUAGUGCAAGGGAGCACACCUUCAGUAAACUUGGAAAUUGAUGACCCGAACCACCGUAACCUGGUAGCAGAAGUCUCAAGGAAGGAGAAGGAAGUCUUCGUGCCUGUGGAAGCGUCGAAAAGACAGGUUCAUGUCUUGGCCGUGGAUUGCGGUAUGAAGAACAACAUCAUCAGGUACCUGGUCAACGGGCUUGGGCUGCGAGUCACUGUGGUGCCGUGGGACUAUGACUUCACGCAAGAUUCCUUCGAUGGGUUAUUUCUUUCUAACGGCCCAGGCGACCCCACGAUGUGCGCCAAGACUGUGGAGCAUGUGAAGUAUGUCAUGAAGCAUCGACCUGACACACCAAUUUUCGGCAUUUGCUUGGGAAAUCAGAUCUUGGCGUUGGCAGCUGGGGCCUCUACCUACAAGAUGAGGUUUGGGAAUCGUGGCAUGAACCAGCCGGUGGUCGAUCUCCGAACCCAGCGCUGCUACAUCACCGCCCAGAACCAUGGCUUUGCCGUGGACCAAACUACGUUGCCACAGCACUGGGUUCCGCUCAUGGUCAAUGCCAACGAUGGAACCAAUGAAGGCAUCAUUCACUCCUCCAAGCCGUGGUUCUCUGUGCAAUUUCAUCCAGAAGCGAAAGGCGGUCCAACGGACACGGAUUUCCUGUUCAACUACUUUCUGCAAUUCAUUGCUGAACCAACUGCUUCGGUGGUGACCACAAUGCCAUACUCACUGCCAACUCUGUACCGCAAAGUCUUAGUGUUGGGCUCUGGCGGACUGACCAUUGGACAGGCAGGAGAAUUUGACUAUUCUGGAAGUCAGGCCAUCAAGGCACUCAAGGAAGCUGGCGUGAUGUCGAUUUUGAUCAACCCCAACAUUGCCACAGUUCAGACAUCCGCCGGAAUGGCCGACCGUGUGUACUUUCUGCCUGUGACUCCAGAAUUUGUCGUCAAAGUCAUUGAGCGUGAGAAGCCUGAUGGCAUUUUUGCAGCCUUUGGUGGGCAGACGGCCUUGAACUGCGCGGUGAAGUUGUACCAAGCAGGGGUCUUCGAAAAGUAUAACGUCAAGGUACUUGGAACUCAGAUCGAUGCCAUCAUGAAGACAGAAGACCGAGAUCUCUUCAGCAAGGUGGUCGAUGCCUGUGGUGAGAAAAUUGCUGAAAGCUCAUGCUGCGACUCUGUUCCUGAUGCUGUCACAGCAGCUGAAAAGAUCGGAUACCCUGUGCUGGUCCGGGCAGCCUAUGCACUUGGUGGUUUGGGCAGUGGCUUUGCAUACAACGAGGAGGACUUGAAAAAGCUGGUGAAUGUAGCGCUGGUCAACAGCCCACAGGUUAUCAUCGACAAGUCUUUGAAGGGUUGGAAAGAACUCGAGUACGAAGUGGUGCGGGACAAGAACGACAACUGCAUCACUGUCUGCAACAUGGAGAAUUUCGACCCAAUGGGUGUCCACACAGGUGAGUCCAUUGUGAUUGCACCUUCGCAGACUUUGAGCAACGAUGAGUACUACCGGCUGCGCCAAUGUGCUCUGAAGAUCAUCCGACAUCUUGGAAUCGUGGGCGAGUGUAACAUCCAAUAUGCCGUGGAUCCUCACAGCUCAGAGUUCCGCAUCAUCGAGGUGAACGCGAGGCUCUCCCGUAGCAGUGCCUUGGCAUCCAAGGCCACCGGAUAUCCUUUGGCUUACGUCGCAGCGAAGUUGGCGCUGGGUCACGACUUGGUCCAACUCAGGAACAGCGUCACGCGCUGCACCACGGCCUGCUUCGAGCCAUCCUUGGACUACGUGGUGGCCAAGGUACCACGCUGGGAUCUGCAGAAGUUCUCCACGGUGGAUGCUCGCAUUGGCUCUGCCAUGCAAAGCAUGGGCGAGGUCAUGGCCAUUGGAAGAACCUUUGAGGAGACCAUCCAGAAGGCUUUGCGGAUGGUGGAUGAAACCAGUCUGGGAUUCGAUCCCAUCCGCUUUGAUCUCGAACUCAACCGCCGUGGGUCCGUUUCGUCCUCCCAGAAGGGAGAGUCCGCAGGUGCGUCUUUGGAGGCAGAGAUCAAGAAGGAGCUGGCCCAUCCAACUCCCGUGCGAAUGUGGGCCAUUGCCAAGGCCUUCGAACAUGGUAUGAAUGUGGAGGAAGUUCAUGAACUGACCAGUAUUGACCGCUGGUUCCUUUCGAAGCUUCAUGGUUUGCACAUGAUCAAAGGCACGAUGAAGUCCAUGGACUUCAAUCAGCUUCGCAACCAGCCAGAGCUGCUGAAGGAGGCCAAGUUGCGCGGAUUCUCGGAUCGUCAGAUCGCUGCCUUGGUGUCAGAGCCUGAAAAGAUGGAGUACGUCGCUUCGCCGGCACUUCUUCCGGUUGACUACGGCUCCUUGCGCUACACAGGAGGUCCUGUGAGUGAAGCACACAUUCGUCACCUGCGCAAGAAGCUUGGCAUCGUACCGGUGGUGAAACAGAUUGACACAUUGGCGGCUGAGUACCCAGCAGAGACAAACUAUUUGUACCUCACCUACUCUGGUGAAGAGCAUGAUGUCGACCUGGCGGGCAGUGAGAAGCAAUGCUCAGAUGUCAAAGUCACUGAGUUGACACCUGCCAUUCCGGAGCCUUUGACGUUGAAGUUCCAGGCUCAGAGCUCUGACUCCAAAGAAGAGGCCGAAUCGCGCAUCAUCGUUCUGGGCUGCGGCCCUUACAGGAUUGGAAGCAGUGUGGAGUUCGACUGGUGCAGUGUGUCCUGCGUCCGUACUCUCAGGUCUUUGGGACACAAGGCAAUCGUCAUCAACUGCAAUCCCGAAACGGUGUCCACGGACUUCGACGAGUCGAACCGCUUGUACUUUGAAGAACUGAGUCACGAGCGUGUCAUGGACAUCUCUGAGUUGGAGACGCCGCGUGGGGUGGUGGUGUCCGUUGGUGGCCAGACACCCAACAACUUGGCCUUGGGCUUGCACAGGUGUGGUAUCCGCAUUUUGGGUACUUCAGUCGAGGCAAUUGAUGCGUGUGAAGAUAGGAACAAGUUUAGCCAGCUUUGCGAUCGAUUGCGCGUGGACCAGCCUGAAUGGUCGGAGUUCGCUACAUUGGAGGAAGCGCGCCGAUUCUGCACAGUCGCUGGCUAUCCAGUUCUCGUCCGGCCAUCGUAUGUCUUGAGUGGUGCAGCUAUGCGCGUGGUCACCAAUGAUGACGAGUUAGACAUUUUCUUGAAGACCGCAGCAGUGGUGAGCCGAGAUCACCCUGUAGUGAUCUCGAAAUACAUCACCGGCGCCAAGGAGGUGGAAAUGGAUGCGAUUGGCAACGAAGGCGAGUUGGUGAACUAUGCCAUUGCCGAGCACAUUGAGAAUGCUGGUGUACACAGUGGAGAUGCCACUCUACUUCUGCCUGCCCAGCGCCUCUUUGUGGAGACCCACCGACGAGUCAAGAGCAUUUCGCAGAAGUUGUGCAAAGCGUUGAAGAUCUCAGGGCCAUUCAACAUCCAGUUCAUUUGCAAGGACAACGAAGUCAAGGUCAUUGAGUGCAAUCUGAGAGCUUCGCGAUCCAUGCCCUUCAUUUCCAAGACCUACAAUGUGAACUUCAUUGAACUGGCAACGCGCAUCAUGACUGGCUUUCCUGUCCAUUCAGCCAUCAUCCAACCGAUGGAUAUCGACUAUGUUGCGUGCAAAUGCCCUAUGUUCUCCUUUGGAAGGCUGAAGAAUUCGGAUCCUCGCCUCGGGGUGGAAAUGUCUUCAACUGGUGAAGUGGCUUGCUUCGGCGUGAAUGUCCACGAGGCGUUCUUGAAGGGCAUGCUCGCUGCAAACUUCAAGCUUCCGAAGAAGAACAUUGUGAUCUCCCUGGGUCCCAACAGUGCCAAGCACGAGUUCGUGAGUACAGGCGCAGCCAAGCAGCUUCAGGAGAUGGGCUUCAGCCUGUUUGCAACCAAGAGCACCUCGGACUACCUGUCGAAGCAUGGAGUGUCUUGCAGCCUGGUCUACAAGCCUACGAUCAAAAAAGAGCCAAACGUGCUCACCCUCCUGCAAGCCGGCAAGAUGGACAUGAUGAUCAAUGUGCCAGAUUCCAUGGACUCCAAUGGAAUGACCGAUGGCUUCAAAAUGCGUCGGGGUGCCAUCGAAGCCGGUGUACCAUUGAUCACCGACAUCAAAACGGCCAUCUUCACAUGUGCGGCCAUCCACAGGAAGUGGUUGCGAGAGAGCAGUGGUAAAUCUUUCUGGGAUGUGUGCUCAUGGCAGGAAUAUGUUGAGAUCAUCGAAAGGCUGAAUUGAAUCAAACUGGAUAACAUCCAGUGUCAUUUAGUGACAUCUUCCAAGUCUUCCUUCAACCAUGGGGGUUACAUGGAGAAGGUAAGUGCUUAGUCUUAGUGGCUUUUUCUUGCAGCCAGAAUUUUACGGCUGGCUUGGCACAGCAUCUGCACAUUUGCUUGAUGCACAGAUUUUGGAGCAGUUACCGUCUGCUCAAAAUUGGAAGUGCUGGACCUGCGUUCACUCUCCCGCUUACAAGAUCUCUUGAAUCUCUUCUUGAUCGUCAUCACACGUGCUGUAGCGAGCCUUCAGACCACUCAAGACUUUCUUGCUGCAUCUGAGUUAGAAAACCUUCACUACUGCCGGGUGUGUUGACGUGUAACUGCUUCUGACUAAUCCAGUCGAAGUACAGCCUAAUGGCUAAACUCGAGCAUGUGCCUGGGCUCAUGCGAACUUUUCUUGUUGGGGAAAAAUCAGACUCCUGCUGCCCUGUGCGUGCAAGUACAAGAAAGUACACGUAGGUUAAGAGACAUCCGAAUGGAAAUGACGCAGAGAUUGUAUUUGAU
This is a messenger RNA of Cladocopium goreaui, 5305 nucleotides long. Lineage: Eukaryota; Dinophyceae; Suessiales; Symbiodiniaceae. The record is from the annotation of a GenBank genome assembly.